Molecule: messenger RNA, 7052 nt
Organism: Metopolophium dirhodum (rose-grain aphid)
Lineage: Eukaryota; Metazoa; Arthropoda; Insecta; Hemiptera; Aphididae
Product: discoidin domain-containing receptor A-like
Exons: 17
Coding region: 658-3513 (951 amino acids)
Biological process (GO): cell surface receptor protein tyrosine kinase signaling pathway; protein phosphorylation; multicellular organism development
Cellular component (GO): signaling receptor complex
Molecular function (GO): protein tyrosine kinase collagen receptor activity; collagen binding; ATP binding
Source: RefSeq, a predicted model, not a curated record
CCGGUGUGCCAGUCGAUCGCGGACGUCCGUCGGGUUCCGUCUCGUCUCGUCUCGUCGCAGUAGAGUCGUCUUCGUCGUCGUCGUCGUCGUUUUCGCGUCGUCCUACCACAUAAUAUAUAUAUAUAUAUAUAUAUUAUAUUAUAUACACAGAGAUAAUAAACGUGCAACCCGAUACCGCGACCGCGUUUCGGUCGGAUUUCCAACUCCGUCGUCGGGGAUUUUCGUCGCAUUCGGGCUCCACGUUUUUUUCUCACUCGCCUCGUACCGUUUACGUAAACAUAACAAAUCGCUAAAAUAAUAACAGUCCAUAAUAUUAUAAUCCUGCCGGUCACGUGCGCAGUGUGUGUUUGUGCGCGCGAACCUUAAGUUUCCUCGGUGGUGUUAUCGAGUCGAACGAACCUAGCCAGCUGCGGCUUCAGCUCUACGAAACGCGAGAAAAACCGACCGGCACGCAUUUCCUGCCGGCCCGGCACUUCCAUUCCUCCGAACGGUACAAUUGUACAAAACAAAUCGCUGAGUGGAAAUACAUUAUUUGUGCUUGCGGCCUGACUACAGAUAUGUUUGAAAACCAUUGUGUUGUAUUGGUUAAUUGGAUAUAAAAAUACGUUACAAUUAAAACUACCUAUAUCUGAGGUGACGUGAAAUGGUACUCAGGUGAUGGACAAACGCCUCGCAAUGAUUCCGUUUGCACUCUCCAGCAAGUCGGUCUAUUAUUGGCUGUGCUUUCUUCUCACAGUUAUCAUAGUACGACCAGCACACACAAAAGAAUGUCGUUCACAGCUUGGUAUGGAGUUCAGCAAAAUUCCAGAUCAUAGAAUUACAGCUAGUUCAUCAUAUGAAGUCAAGUCAGUGGGACCACAGAAUGCACGAAUUCGCCAAGAGAAGAACGGAGGCGCGUGGUGCCCAAAAGCGCAAAUCAGCAGCGAAGUCAGAGAAUAUCUGGAGAUCGACCUGGAUGAAGACCAUCUGGUCACGUGGACCGAAACGCAAGGGCGGUGGGGCAACGGUCAGGGACAAGAGUUCACCGAGGCUUUCACCGUAGAGUAUUGGAGAAGGUCCAUUGGCCGAUGGGUUGAAUACAAAGACUCAAGAGAAGGCAGAGUAUUGCCGGGCAAUGUAAAUACUUAUUUGUCGGUCAAUCAAGAAUUGGAACUGCCAUUUGUGGCGAGUAGAAUACGUUUCGUGCCCUUCAGCGCCCAUCCCAGAACCGUCUGCAUGCGUGUGGAGAUCUACGGGUGUCCGUGGGAACAGAGCGUAGUUAACUAUGUCGCACCCAGAGCCGACACCGAAUUCGAAGACGUCAGCUACGACGGAGACCUGGCGCGGUCACUCAUGACGGGCGGUCUGGGAAUGCUGACGGACAGCUUGUACGGAGCGGACGAUUUCUUGCAGUUCGAUUUGCAAUUCCAUAAACCUCUCAGCAAGAGAUGGGUCGGCUGGUCAAACGAUUCAAUCGGCAAUAAGUUGGAUCUGGUGUUCGAGUUCAACGGGUUCCGCAUGUUCAAAGAAGUGAAAAUACACAGCAGCCAUAUACCGACCAGAGACGUAAAGGUGUUUAGUAUGGCGUUGAUUUACGUCAGCUUGGACGGGGACAAAUGGCAAGAAUGGCCGAUAAAGUUUAGCACAAAGUCGGAGGCCAUUAAGGACACUGCUGUAAACAUAACCAUCAAUCUGAAGAGCAGGGUGGGCCGGUAUAUCAAGAUAUGUCUCUAUUUUUCUGCUCGAUGGAUACUCAUCAGCGAGGUCUCGUUUGAGUCCGAAUUGGUCGCUGCGAACAUAACCGAGGGAUUGUUAUCGCAGUUCUACACGCAAAAGGAAACUGGAUAUGAACUUCGCCAGAGCGGUGAUACGACGCACGCGAGGAAGGAAGUUACUACAGGACCAAGUCCGGGAAACAGCACGCAGACGUACGUGGGCCUGGUCACCGGGUCGCUGGCCAUGACCGUGCUGCUGGUGGCCGGCGUGGCCGUCGGUCUGGCGCUGAAACGUGGCCGGCAGAAGGUCGCGCUGCUCCAGUUCAAGCAGGCCACGCUCGGGGCGCCCAAGCAGCAGUCCAUCAACAUGAAGCACCUGAAGAACGGGUCCAAGACGGCCGUCGGGUCGUCGUCGCUGUACGGCCGGAGCGGGGCAAUGUUGACCGGCGGCAUCGGCGUCGGCGGCGGCCGCGUCGGCGGCGGUCACGUCGGACACGAGUCCGAGGACAGCGACAACUCGUCCGUGUACCACGAGCCGUACAAGCGGCUUCCGUCCGGCAAGAAUCACGAUUACGCGCCGACCACGUUCCUGUUCAAGAAGGACGUGUCGGCGUUGACCACCAGCAAGAGCAGCGAAUACACGGACUUCACGAGCGUCGGCAGUUUCGGGCAGGACGACGUCAAGUACUCGUCGCCUUCGAUGUACACGCUUAACCCGCCGCCGCCGCCCAGCACCAGACCACCGCCGCUCUUGCAACAGCAAUCAGAACAGCUGAACAAAUCGCUGCCGGCCAACCUGCACAACUACUACGCGGCCAUCGACAUAAUCAAAACGGAGCGCAAGGAGCAGCAUUUCACGCCGGGUGUGUUCACGUGCAUGAAGCUGCCGGAAGACAAACAGGACGAGUGCAGUCAAACGUCGCUGUACGAGAUAUCUCGAAACCGACUGCGAGUGAUCGAAAAACUAGGCGAAGGCAAUUUCGGAAUGAUCCACUUAUGCGAAACGGACGGGAUACCCGAGUACAAUGCCACGUCGACGUUCCACAAAAGACAAGUGAUCGUCAAAUCGCUUCGGCGUGGCUGUGGCGAACAAAACAAACAAGACGUGAUGAGGGAGACAAAAUGCUUGUACACCGUCCGGGAUCCAAAUUUGGCACGAAUCGUGGGCGUGUGCAGUCCUGACGAGCCUCUAUGCAUCAUACAGGAAUAUUGCGAAUACGGUGACUUGCCGAGUUUCUUGAAGGUCCAAACUACGGAAUCCACGGAAGCUCAUCCGACAAUCAAUUACGGAUGCUUGCUAUACUUCGCCACUCAGAUCGCAUCGGGCAUGAAACAUUUAGAGGGUAAGGGGAUCGUUCACAGGGACUUGGCCGCGAGGAAUUGCUUGGUGGGCAAAAACUAUUCGCUAAAGAUAUCCGAUCACGCGUUGUACUGCAGUCAAUACGAUUCGGAUUAUUACGUUAGUGACACUAAGUCGAGAUUGCCGAUCAGAUGGAUGUCGUGGGAGAGCCUGCUUCUGGGCAAGUACACGUCGAAAAGCGACGUCUGGUCGUUCGCGGUCACCCUGUGGGAGAUACUCAUGUUCUGCAGCCACCAGCCGCUGGCGGAGCUGACCAACGAACAGGUGGUGGAGAACGCCAACCACAUGUACCUGGCCAACGGCAAGCACAGGUACGCGGAACCGCCGCCCAGCUGCCCUCGCGAAAUGUACGAGAUCAUGGCCGAGUGCUGGAAGCGCGGCGACUCGGACCGGCCGAAGUUCUCGGAGAUCCACCUGUUCCUCCAGCGCAAGAACCUCGGGUACAUACCGGUCAUAUGAUCGGACACGUCCUGCUACAACACUUCCACGACCACCCACCCGGCUAUGCACCCACGCCGCCGCCCCUCGACUAGCGUGGUAGGUACAUCGUCGUAAUAAUAAAACUAUUAUUAUAUCCCUAUAUUAUAACGUCACGCUGCUGUUUUGAAUAUUCGGGCGGGUGCGGCCGGUUACGUCUUUUUCCCGACCUCCCCUCGAACCCCCCCCCCCCCCCACCCCACCCCCAACACGCGGAAACUGUACGAACCACCCCCGUGUGCCCCGUGAUAUUCGAGCAGUGCGCAUCAUAACGCUGCGUAUCCGGAUCGCAUGUCCAACACCCUUCUGAUCCGGAACAUGUAUAUUGUAUAAUGACAUUGCUGUCCCUCGUUUUUCCCGACCGUCGUCCGUUAAGAAUGUUGCACAUUAAACGCUCGUGUGGACACCCAUCGAACGUGUUGUCCAAUCAACGCCGCGGUAAUGAUGAUGAUGAUGAUGAUGAUAACUUUACUAUUAUUAUUGUUAUUACUGUUAUUAUUAUAACUAUUAGUAUUAUCAUUAUUAUUGUUAUGAUUUAUAAGACUGCAUUAGUGUAUACCUAUAAUAAUAAAUUGUAAUCAAACAAUUUUUUUCCCGUAAUGCCAACUCGAUAGUCUCCGGUGUCAAAACUUCAUAUCAGCCAUUACAUAACGUCACAAUAGGUACAAUAACUGCACACAAUAGUUUAGCGCCGAAUACCUAUUACAACGUUCUGUCAAAAAUACAAAACGGGCAAUAUCCAAACCGAAAUAUUCUGUCGAUUCUAAAACCUCCGUUCGGGUCCGAGUUUUAUCCUCUCGUAAUAUUGUCGAAUAAUAUUUUUUUUUUUUUUCAAACAAUCGCAAAGAAAAUAUACUCUAAACUAUAUUACGAAACUAAAAUAAUAUUAUCAUGUUGUUAUUUCUUAACAUCAAAACGGUCAGUGGAAAGAAUCUCGUGUUUUUUUUUUCUUGCCAUACCAUAAUAAUAUAAUAUUAUUAAAUAUUUGAAAUCAUUUUUAUCCGUUGAAUUUCUCGUACCAGACUUUGUGGUUUUAACCUUGUUGUCUGCGGAUUUUUUUCGGUUUUACAUCGUUUGGCUUAGUCGGAAUCCCCGAAUAAUAAUAAUAAUAUUAUGUCUUACGAAAGCCGGACGCUACAACUGUAAUAUAAUACAAUAUUGUAUAUAUCAGUGGUAUGUGCGUGCGCGUGUUGUAGGGGAUGUUUAUCGUUCAAACGCUAUGCCGAGAUAUUUUAUAUUCAUCGUCAUGUGCAUCUCGACUUCUAAGCUCGGUUAUUUCUAGAAUUAUACAAUUUUAUUAUACAUAUUAUUAUUAUAUUAUAGUAUACUAUUAUGUGUGUACUUCAGCUGCCAUUACUAUUUGUACAACAACAUUACUGUAGGUACGCGGUAAUAUUUUACUUGUCCGAUUUCACAUUUGAACAUAAUCAUAAUAUUUUCUAUCCGCCGCCUGUGACCCCGCCACCCACUUUCCCACACCGCCGGUCGGACCGGCAUUAAUUAUUGGCGAUUAAUUACUUAUCGCUAAAUACACCUUAUUUUAAUUGCCAAUGAGAACCAAAUGUAAUCAAUCUAUUUUACACGCAAUGUCUUCCACGAUUCAAUCCGCUUAAUGGCGAAGCACUAUAAACUUGCAGUGCAAAUGAUUUUGUUUCAGCCCCAAAACACACGUGUUGGAAAAUGUCUCUUCCGUAAUAUUACAGUAAUUAUUAAAUUUUUCCAACAUGCAAUUUCUGCAUGUUGUAAAUCUGUACAUACGAUUUUCGAUUUUUAUUUCUUGUACAUAAUAAUAUUAUAUACCUACCCUACAUACUGUUGUACGAGAUCCAGCGUUAGAUCCAAACCCAAAAACUUAAACAGUCUUAAUCAAUUUAUAUACGCUCUCACUUUCACGAACAACGCAUGUAUAUGUACCUAUAAUUAUUUUUAUUUAGGUCUGGACAAAAUAAUUUUUAUACAAAACUAUUUAUAUUUAUUGAAUUUUAAUUGUAUAAAACUCAUGUGGAUAUGUAGUUAAAAUUAUAAGUUAUUUCAUAAAACUAUCCACGUUAUUUCUAUUACUUAUUAUUAUUAUUAAAGUAUAUCAUAUUAUUAUGUUUCUUUAAACGAUAGUAAAUGUAAUACUACUUUACAUGAACUCACUCCAAUGUCUUUCCAAGUAGUUGAAACGGGUAUGACCUAUACGUCACGUGGCAUAUCCUGUUUUAAAUUAAUUUUUAAGGGAUUUACUGUUUUUUCUCCAAAUUUUUUAUUUAUAUUACUAGCGGCGAUGUGUGAUUUUCAAUCAAAUCAUCAUAUUAUCAUCGCGUCGACCUAAAUUUAUAUUGUACAUACAUUUUCUCAUAUUUUCCAACUAUACCUCUAGGAUCUUUUUUAUGUUUUGUAUUUAAUUUAUAUAUAUUAUAUUGGUUGAAAUAAUAUUAAAACUAUAUGAUUUCAAUGUAUUAAGCUCAAAAGUGGAUUAGCUGAGCUCGUGUAAAAUGCAAUAAAUCGUACAUAUUAUAUUAAAUAUAAACUAAUUUAACGUGCAAUUUAAAAUAAAGUGGUGCCAAUAUCUGUUAUUAUUUUAGCUAAACAAUCGGUCGAGUAUAAACCCAAAAUUUUAUUUCAAAAACAAUUUAUUAUAAUAUUUCAGAUUUUUUUUUUUUUUUGGAAGAGGUGUAUAUAUACAUUAUUAUAUUUUUUGAAUUUGCAUAUCAUAUAUAAUAUACAUACAUAUAUAUAUAUAUAUAUAGUUUAGUACGCGUUUUUCUCCGAACUUUCCAAAAUAGCAUAAAUUCCUCGGCAUUAAACCCCUAAUUUUGAUUUACGAUAUAAUUUAAUUUAGGCCGCGGUCACGCGACGGCGAAAAUGAUAAAAUGGCACUUUUUAAAGGGUGACAUGAAAUGGUGUGUAAAUAAUAAUACUAUUACAUGGAGGGUAUAAUCAAUUGCCCACGUUGCUAAGAGACAAUCAAUCUCUAAACACUUUUUGGUCUAUAAAAUUUUGUAAAAAAAAAAAAAAUUAUACAUAUUUAUAAUAUUUAUAUAUAUAUAUAUAUAUCAAUAAUAAUAAUGAUAAUAAUAACGAAAUCCCAGCGCACAUUUAAAUAUAUUAUAUAUAACGCCGAAGGAACACAAUGCUGUUUUCUUCGACUUCAGUUGUAACCUGAUCAUCAACAACUAGGAAGAGCUAUUCGUUCCCUAUACAAUAUGAACUUGCAAUAGGUAGUAUAAUACUUAUACGUAUAAGACAUAAUAUUACUAAUUUAUUUGCAUUAGGCGAUUUGUAAAAAAAAAAAUAGUUUUUAAUAUUAUAUAUAUAUAUAUAUAUAUAAAUAAAUAAUAAAUAUUAUGUUUAAGUAUAAUAUACAUUAUAUUAUAUAAACUUAAAAUUCAAAUGUAUUUGCAUAAUGUAUUUUCAUUGACUAUAUUGUUGUUUAAUUAUCUUUAGGAAAUAUAAAUCAGUAUUAUUAACAUUCAUCUGUCUAUGAAAAACGAAAAAAAAAAAUGUUAUUUAAUAAAUAUGUAUGUAUACCUUUA